UGAAACGAGGUUUGGGAACGUGAUCAUAUUCACCUUCUCCUCUCUUGAAGGUCAGAAGAACAUUAUUUGAAUUUGUUCUAGACUUGCAAACAAGUUGCAGUUUUCUUUUUGCCAAUAGCUUACGGAAAUUAUUCUAUUGUGAAACCAUGGGUCGUAAAUUCUUUGUUGGUGGUAAUUGGAAGAUGAACGGUACCAAAAGUGAAAUAGAUGGUAUCGUAGCGUUUCUAAAAACCGGACCGCUCGAUCCAAAUGUCGAGGUUGUUGUCGGUGUACCAUCAAUAUAUUUGACUUACGCAAAAAGCAUAUUACCUAGCAAUGUUAGUAUCAGCGGACAAAAUUCAUACAAGGUUGCAAAAGGAGCGUUUACUGGAGAAAUUAGCCCUGCUAUGCUUUUAGAUAAUGGAAUCCCAUGGGUAAUUCUUGGCCAUUCAGAACGUAGAAAUGUGUUCAAUGAAACAGAUGAAUUGGUCGCGGACAAGGUAGCUCAUGCUUUGGAAGCUGGAGUGAAGGUGAUCGCAUGCAUCGGUGAAAAAUUAGAAGAACGCGAAGCUGGAAAAACAGAGGAAGUAGUCUUCAGACAGACUAAAGCUAUCUCAGAUAAAAUCAAGUCAUGGGACAAUGUAGUCGUUGCCUAUGAACCAGUAUGGGCAAUUGGAACAGGCAAAACAGCCACUCCUCAACAAGCUCAAGAAGUGCACGAGAAACUAAGAGAAUGGUUUAGUAAAAAUGUGAAUGCAACUGUUGCAGAAACUGUUAGGAUUAUAUACGGAGGAUCAGUAACAGCAGACAAUGCAAAAGAUUUAGCGAGAGAAAAAGACAUAGACGGAUUCUUAGUUGGAGGAGCAUCUUUGAAACCUGACUUUGUAAAAAUUGUUAAUGCAAAACAGUAAGAUGUUAUUUAUUCACUGAUUAAUAAAACAGAAAAAUAUUAUUUGGUCAUCAAUUGAUACACGUUGGGAACGUGUAUUUUUAAAAGUAAAAUAAAGUAUUAAACUUAUAUUUUCCUUGUUAUUUAAAUAGAAAUAUAUCUAAGUCAUGUUGUCGGAAUGAAAAGUUACUUUGAAAUUGAUAAUAAACUGCAUUGUAUUA
Molecule: messenger RNA, 1089 nt
Organism: Colletes gigas
Lineage: Eukaryota; Metazoa; Arthropoda; Insecta; Hymenoptera; Colletidae
Gene: Tpi
Product: triosephosphate isomerase
Exons: 3
Coding region: 147-890 (247 amino acids)
Biological process (GO): glycerol catabolic process; glyceraldehyde-3-phosphate biosynthetic process; gluconeogenesis
Cellular component (GO): cytosol
Molecular function (GO): triose-phosphate isomerase activity
Source: RefSeq, a predicted model, not a curated record